This is a messenger RNA of Fusarium vanettenii 77-13-4, 1566 nucleotides long. RefSeq lists its product as uncharacterized. NCBI's taxonomy places the organism in Eukaryota, Fungi, Ascomycota, Sordariomycetes, Hypocreales, Nectriaceae. Gene Ontology annotation, molecular function: carbohydrate:proton symporter activity. Gene Ontology annotation, biological process: transmembrane transport; carbohydrate transport. The record is from RefSeq and is a predicted model, not a curated record. Bases 1 to 1566 code for a protein of 521 amino acids. The transcript is spliced from 10 exons. Gene Ontology annotation, cellular component: membrane.
AUGCGGUCCAGGUUUGAUGACCUUAGCGUCUGGCAGAGUGUGCGUCGCUAUAAGCACGUCGGCCUCAUCGCUAUGACUGCGGCCUUUUGUGCCUCUUUAGAUGGAUAUCAGAUCAACCUCAACGGUGGCAUCGUCUCCAACAAGGGCUUCAUCCGCCAGUUCGCUAGCCCUGGGACAACCAUCAUUGCUGGCAAAUACAUCUCGGCUUGGGGAGGCAUUCAGUCUGCCGGCCAAACUGUCGGCCAAGUUCUUCUUCAAUACGCCACUGAAGGUCUGGGCCGCAAGCCUGCGCUUCUGAUUAUCUGGGUUACCCUUGCCGCUAGCAUCUUCACUGAGACAUUCGCUACCUCCUGGGAUCACUGGCUGGUCGCGAAACUUCUCUCCGGUAUGGGUGUUGGUAUGCUGCAAUCCACCAUGCCUCUGUAUCUCUCCGAGAUCUCGCCCACCCAGCUAAGGGGUUUCUUCAUCAACGCGUAUACAUUCUGGUUUGUCCUGGGUCAACUCUUUGCUUCUGUCGCUCUGAACAGGCUCAACGCCAGUAACCCAUACGACUUCCGGGAUGCCAUCUACACACAGGCAAGUCCAACAUCAAGCCGCUUUCGAUCAUCACUAACUCUUCAGCAGUGGGGAAUGAUUGGCGUCAUUCUGAUCAUAUUCCUCUUUCUCCCCGAGAGCCCUUGGUGGCUGGCCAGCAAAGGCAAGACUGAGCAGGCCGCCAAGGUUCUGCGCCUGUGCUACGGACGCGUUGAGGGCUACGAUGUCCAGGAACAAAUUGAUAUCAUGACCGCCACGGUCGCAAUGGAGCGCGCACAAGCUGAGCGGGACCAGGAGGUCGGUCCAUGGGCAGUCUUCCGUGGCCGCAACCUCAUCCGUUUCAUCAUUGCUGGAUGGCCCAAGGUUACCCAGCAAUUCGUCGGCCUGGCCGUCUUCAACACUUACGCGACAUAUUUCUUUCAAUACGCCGGCAACAAGGAUCCUUUCCUCGUGACCCUGAUUCUUUCCAGUGUCCAGCUCAUUUCCAUGAUCGCCACAGCCACUCUUACCGAUCAAGUCGGUCGCCGGCCAUUGACGGUAUAUCCCUACGCCGUUACUGUCGUGUCGGUUCUGUGCCUUGGCAUCAUCGGUUGCUUCGACUAUACUGCCAAGGCCACUAGCUCACUUCUUAUCUUCUUUGCCUGCCUCGCAACCUUCUCGACUACCGGUGCCUCAGCCAUCGGCUACGCCUACGCCACUGAGAUUCCGCAACAGCGCCUCCGUGCUCGUACCGCUGGAUGGUCUCUUGCCGUGUCGAACAUGAUCGCCAUCAUGUUCAGUUUCUGCACGCCUCUGAUGAUCAAUGGUUCUGUGACUCAUUGGGGUGUUAAGACCGGAUUUUUCUUUGCGGGAACCGGUACUGUCGCCGUCGUGAUCGCCUGGUUCAUUCUUCCCGAGGUUGCCCGCCGAACGCCCGGUGAAAUCGACGAAAUGUUCGAGAAGAAGGUCAGUCUUCGCGGCUUUAAGAACUACGUUACCGAGGUCCAGCUCAACGCAGAGCACCACCAAGAUAAGACACAGGGCGAGGCUUGA